Messenger RNA from Fundulus heteroclitus (mummichog), 2389 nucleotides. Its product is annotated as gamma-aminobutyric acid receptor subunit rho-1-like. The record is from RefSeq and is a predicted model, not a curated record. Gene Ontology annotation, biological process: nervous system process; signal transduction; chemical synaptic transmission. Lineage: Eukaryota; Metazoa; Chordata; Actinopteri; Cyprinodontiformes; Fundulidae. The transcript is spliced from 11 exons. The coding region runs from base 604 to 1902 and encodes 432 amino acids. Gene Ontology annotation, cellular component: neuron projection; GABA-A receptor complex; membrane. Gene Ontology annotation, molecular function: neurotransmitter receptor activity; extracellular ligand-gated monoatomic ion channel activity; GABA-A receptor activity.
CGGAUGUAGCGCUGCUCAGCGCGCUUCUCUGGAUGUCCGGGGUGUCCGGGCACAGCCGCCCCAGAGGGCAUCCAUAUAGACAAGACAGAGUUGUUGGGUGCAGAAGCUGGCUGACAGGAGUAGAGCGGAGAGAAACUGACCAGGACCUGAUGACUUCACAGAAGACCAAGACGAGACACAGGAAACAAGAAGCAGAGCGUCGGAGUGGGUGGCUGGAGAUCUGGGCGGACUGCCUGAGCCGAAGACUGGAAGCCGAGGCAGAGUGACAGAGCCGAAGACUGGGAGCCGAGGCAGCGCCAAUGACUGGAGCCAAGGCAGCGCCGAUGACUGGAGCCAAGGCCGCUCCGAGGACUGGAGCCGAGGCAGAGCCGAGGACUGGAGCCGAUGACUGGAGCCAAGGCUGGAACGGAGCUUCAGGCUGUGACUGAGCUGGAACAGAGCUGAAGAAAAGUCUCUGGCUGUGACUGAGCAAAACAGAGCUGAAGCAAGGUCUCUGGCUGUGACUGAGCAAAAACAGAGCUGACACAGGAUUUUUGGCUGAGACUGAGCAGGAAUUGACCACUACGGACCGGCAACGAGAACAGACUGAGAUUAGCGCAAGACAUGUCUCCAACAGAAGGACUUAGUCACAAGAUUGGCAGCCCAAUAUUGGAGAGGAGGCAAGAUAUAACCAAAGCAAGGAGAACAAAGUCAGAGCAGCUGCUGAGGAUAGAUGACCAUGACUUUACAAUGCGACCAGGGUUUGGAGGUCCUGCUGUCCCAGUUGGAGUAGAUGUUCAGGUUGAAAGCCUAGAUGCGAUUUCAGAAGUUGAUAUGGAUUUCACCAUGACCUUGUAUCUGAGGCACUACUGGAGAGAUGAUCGUUUGUCCUUUAAAAGCAACACCAACCAGAGCAUGACCUUUGAUGGUCGCCUAGUAAAGAAAAUAUGGGUCCCUGAUAUGUUUUUCGUCCACUCCAAGAAAUCCUUUACUCAUGACACUACCACCGACAACGUCAUGCUGCGAGUUUACCCUGAUGGCAAAGUCCUGUACAGUCUCAGAGUAACAGUCACGGCCAUGUGUAGCAUGGACCUGAGUCGCUUUCCCCUUGACACACAAACAUGUUCGUUGGAGAUUGAGAGCUAUGCAUAUACGGAUGAUGACCUGUUGCUGUACUGGAAGGAAGGAAACAAGUCUUUAAACACAGAUGAGAGAAUUUCUCUCUCUCAGUUUCUCAUUCAGGAGUUCCAUACUACUACAAAGCUUGCAUUCUACAGCAGUACAGGGUGGUACAAUCGUUUGUACAUUAACUUCACUCUACGGCGGCACAUCUUCUUUUUCCUGCUGCAGACAUACUUUCCUGCCACUCUGAUGGUCAUGCUGUCCUGGGUCUCCUUCUGGAUUGACCGCAGGGCUGUCCCUGCCAGAGUGCCUCUCGGUAUAACUACUGUGCUAACAAUGUCGACCAUCAUCACCGGAGUCAAUGCCUCUAUGCCCAGGGUGUCUUAUAUCAAGGCUGUGGAUGUUUACCUGUGGAUCAGCUUCGUCUUUGUCUUCCUGUCGGUCAUAGAAUAUGCAGCAGUCAACUAUCUGUCCACUGUCCAGGAACGCAAGGAAAUGAGACUACGGGAGAAGCUGCCAUGUACUUGCGGCAUAGCUCAUCCUGGCAUGAUAUCAGCCAGCUACAGUGAGGUAAAUGUCAACACCACAGGAAACUACGGCAUGCCAGAGGAGAAUGGGGUGAGAAGGGAAAGAAUGCUCGUUGAACUGGCCUUAGAGACUGACCAGAUGACAGGCCAUGUUGGCUCCAGGGCCUACAGCAGCAUCUGGAUUGACACACAUGCCAUCGACAAGUACUCCAGGGUGAUCUUUCCUGGAUCUUAUAUCCUCUUCAACAUCAUCUACUGGUCUAUUUACUCUUAAACCUUAAAUGCUUCUGACAGAUGUGUGAAACAUCUGCCUUCUUAACAGGUGCAAUUGUCAUAAAAUUGAGAUUAAAACAUUUUCAUUAGUUCAUAAUAAAGUUUUGCAAAUAUAUAUGUUUUACAUACUAAACCGAAUGAUGGACUGAAUCAAAUAUAGCUUCAAAUAAACCUGAAUACAGUUAAAAGGGAUGUGUUUGAAUGAUUAACCUGACAUUUCACCUUAGCAUUGGACUUGGUCCACUGAUUUUGGCUGGCAGAAUCCUGAAUAAGUUGAGACUAUAACUCUUGUGGGAAAUUGAAAAUAAAAUAAUCGAUUACCCAUUUCAGCUAGAUUCACAUAAGACCUCAUUUGUACUAGAUGUUUUUCAUUGUGAUGUAGACGUUUUAAGUUUACGAAAUAAAUGGCAGGACAAAUAAUAACUGGAUUGAACUGGACUGUAUGCGUUAGUCUGACUUUGCUGAAUUUAUUAAAAGAUGUUCAACCA